Protopolystoma xenopodis is the source of this 822-nucleotide messenger RNA. The record is from the annotation of a GenBank genome assembly. Lineage: Eukaryota; Metazoa; Platyhelminthes; Monogenea; Polystomatidea; Polystomatidae.
AUGUUUGAUGGAGCUUUUGAGCUACCGGAAAACUUUGAGCCUACUGCUCCACCACAUAAACCGGACGAACCAUCUACUGAGAAACGAUUCGACUUCCUCAGCUCUCCCAAUGAUAACCGUUCACGUGCCAGCCAUAGUCUAAUUAGCCCCUCACUAUCUCAGCUUGUCAGAAGUCCAGCAGCCAGUAAGAUCUAUUCUAAUCCACAAACUGAGUUGUUAUGUGCUAUGCUAGAGCUAACUAAUCCUAAUGCUAUUCAUCUGGGCAAGCAGUCCUAUAGCCUAGACGAGUUGUCAGCUCAACUAGCAAGACGUAACGAAGAGGCUGAGGAUGAUAAUGAAGAUGAAGAUGAAGCCUACAUAGAAGGGAAGGAAGAGUGGGGAGACCAAGGCGAUGUACCGGAAACAGCAGUUGGUGAUUUACCAUUAGUAACAGAAGACAUACAUGGAAAACAUAAGUACCUUGAUGACGAAAUUGAUUUAUCAUCUGAAUACGACCCAUUAGUUUGCCAUAUAUCGCCUCAAAAGAUUAGCUGCGCUCGUCGCCUUGUUCUCCCAGAUCCCAAGUUCGCUCCGACCACCCCGAUACCAAGUGUACGUAAUCCAGAAGAGGUGGAUCUCGGUUCACCAAACAAUGACUCUUGCGAAUCUAAUGAAAGUCCUGCGGAUACGGAAUUUCCUGAAAAGACAUGUGAAGAAUAUGUCCCGCAAUCCCUAUGGUCCUCCAGUCCAUCUUCACCAAAAAGGCAGCUUCCCUUAUACACUGCCAAACCCACAUUGACACAAGACUAUGCGCCUACAUCAAGCGCUGAGCAGGCCUCAAUC